Molecule: messenger RNA, 1206 nt
Organism: Chrysochloris asiatica (Cape golden mole)
Lineage: Eukaryota; Metazoa; Chordata; Mammalia; Afrosoricida; Chrysochloridae
Gene: CRTAM
Product: cytotoxic and regulatory T cell molecule
Exons: 10
Coding region: 1-1206 (401 amino acids)
Biological process (GO): detection of tumor cell; cell recognition; positive regulation of natural killer cell mediated cytotoxicity directed against tumor cell target
Cellular component (GO): plasma membrane
Molecular function (GO): signaling receptor binding
Source: RefSeq, a predicted model, not a curated record
AUGUCAAAGGCCUUUUUGACCAACUCCACUGACACCUUCACCCACCACACCAACACCUUCGUCAUCAACCACACCAGCAUCAAUCACACCAACACUGGCACCAUCACCUUGGAGGAAGGCCAGACGCUUGUUCUACAGUGUGUUGCUCCUCAGGAGGAGAGCUCUUCCUUCCAGUGGAUGGCUCCCUCAGAGUUUACCAUUUUUUUUAAUGACCAGCCUGCUUUGAAAAGUUCCAAAUACCAGCUUGUACAUUACUCCAGCAAUCAACUCUCCAUCCGCAUACCUAACAUAACUCUGCAAGACGAAGGCGUGUACAAGUGUUCACAUUACAGCAGCACCUUCGUGAGAACAAAGGAAGUAAAUGUGACUGUGUUAGCAACUCCUCGCAAAGCAUUCCUGGACAUUUCAACUAUCAAAGUUAAAAAUGAGGAACACCACGUCAUACUUAAAUGCUACACCAUAGGAAGUCGGCCGCCUCCGGAGAUAACGUGGCACUUGGGGAACGGCAUAGAGUUCUACAGUGAAACUCAGCAGACUUUUGAAACUGAUGGGAAGAAAUGCAAUACAACCAGCACACUCAUAGUGCGUACAUAUCACAAAAACUCAACAGCGAACUGCAUUAUCCAACACAAAGGACUUCAAGAGAGAAAACUGGUAACAGUCUUCCGGUUUGAAGAUUUGGUUACUGAUCAAGUUUCAGAUGCUCCAGAGGAAAGGACUUCGCCCUCUCAAGACCCUCAGCAACCCAUGAGCACCGUCACUGUAAUGGAAGAUAUUGGUAUAUCAGAGAAUGACAAGAAAGAGGAAGAACCAUCCACUGAAGGCCCUGCCUCUGUCACUGAAGUGAAUCUCAAGUCUAUAGGAUUAAUGAGUAAGAAAAGUGGUGUUCUCUUGCUCAUUCUUGUGUCCUUCCUCAUUUUCACACUCUUCAUCAUUGUCCAGCUCUUCAUAAUGAAGCUACGGAAAGCACAUAUGAUCUGGAAAAAAGAAAAUGAAAUUUCAGAUCACACACUGGAAAGUUACAAAUCCAGAUCAAAUAAUGAGGAAACAUCAUCCCAAGAGAAAAAUGGCCAAACUUUCCAACCUAAGAGCUGCAUGAACUACGUCACACGAUUAUACACAGAAGCAAAAUCAAAGAGGAAGGGAAAUGCCCAAAAUUCACAAGUACAAGGCGCACACACUCAUAUGCCAGAGAAUGUUGUGUAG